Messenger RNA from Trichosporon asahii var. asahii CBS 2479, 1164 nucleotides. RefSeq lists its product as uncharacterized. The transcript has 2 exons. Gene Ontology annotation, biological process: transsulfuration. The coding region runs from base 1 to 1164 and encodes 387 amino acids. NCBI's taxonomy places the organism in Eukaryota, Fungi, Basidiomycota, Tremellomycetes, Trichosporonales, Trichosporonaceae. Gene Ontology annotation, molecular function: pyridoxal phosphate binding; carbon-sulfur lyase activity. The record is from RefSeq and is a predicted model, not a curated record. Gene Ontology annotation, cellular component: cytoplasm.
AUGACACAGCAAGAAAGCAAGAAACCCCUCGGUCUAGCGUCCCGCGCAGUGCACGCCGACGACAAGAUCAGUGCCCACCGCGCCGUCGCGCCGCCGAUGCACGUCAGCACGACAUUUGCGUACGACAAGGAUCCGGCAAAGCUCGUGCCGAACGAGAAUGUGGACCCAAACAAUCCGAACGACUCACACAUCUAUUCGCGCGAAUCCUCCCCCAACGCGUCCCGCAUCGAAGCCGUGCUCACCUCCCUGAUUGGCGCGCCGACACUGGUCUAUGCCUCAGGUCUGGCCGCUCUGCAUGCGCUCUUCGUGCAUCUGAACCCUCGCGCCAUAGCCAUCGGCUCAGGCUAUCACGGGGCGCACGCCAUCGUCUCGCUCCUCAGUCGUCUCACGGGUCUCCGCAUUCUCACCCUUGAGCAACUCGACGAACUGGAAAAGGGGGACGUGGUUCAUGUCGAGACGCCAGUGAACCCCACAGGCGAAGCGAGGGAUAUAGCCUACUACGUGCGCCGGGCUCGUGAGAGGGGCGCCUACGUCACGGUCGACGCGACAUUCGCGCCUCCGCCGCUGCAGGACCCGUUCAUCUGGGGUGCGGAUGCGGUGAUGCACUCUGGCACCAAGUAUUUUGGGGGCCACAGCGACUUGUUGCUCGGCACGGUUAGUACGCGACACGAGGACUGGAUCCAGGGGCUCAGGGAGGACCGCGCCGUGCUCGGCGCUACGGUGGGCAGUCUCGAGGGCUGGCUGGGCCUGAGGAGUCUGCGCACGCUGGAAUUGAGGGUUAGGCGCCAAAGCGCCAGUGCUGAAAAGUUGGUCCGCUGGCUCGAGGACGAGCGGAAGAAGGAUGGACCCGUUGGACAAGUCGUGGCGCAAGUCAAGCAUGCGAGUCUCCAGGAUGGGGACUGGAUUAAGGAGCAGAUGCCGAACGGCUUCGGACCCGUCUUCGCCAUCCUCCUCCGCGAUGAGGAGAAGGCUAAGGCUCUGCCCAGCAAGCUCGAGUUGUUCCACCACGCUACGAGCUUGGGCGGGGUUGAGAGUCUGAUUGAGUGGAGGGCCAUGAGUGAUGAGACUGUUGAUAGGAGGUUGCUCAGGAUUAGUGUUGGUGUUGAGGAUGAGGCGGACUUGAGGGCUGAUCUGCUCGCUGGGUUUGAGGCGUUGUUGGGUUAG